AGAGAGAGAGAGAGAAUGGCAGAGAGGCUCAAUGAAGCAGAGAUCAAUGAAAACCCAACUUCAUUGCACGACGAAAAUGAAUACAAUCUUGAUAGAGCGAUGGUGAAAUGUUUCAAUUGGACUCCUCUACAUGUGGCUGCAUCACGUGGGCAACAAGAGCUUUUCCAAGAACUGUUGCAUAGGAAUCCAGAGCUUGCCAAAGCUCUAGAUUCGCAACAACAAUCCCUCCUUCACUUGGCAUCGGCUAAUGGACACAUUGAGAUUGUGAAGGCAUUAACACAGGUGAGACCAGAGAUGUGCCUAGCUCGUGAUCGAGACGGUGCAAAUCCUCUUCAUGUUGCAGCUAUGAGAGGAAAGGUCGAGAUUGUGAAAGCAUUAAUACAGGUGAGACCAGAGAUGUGCCUAGCUCGUGAUCGAGACGGUGCAAACCCUCUUCAUGUUGCAGCUAUGAGAGGAAACAUUGAGAUUGUGAAGGCAUUAAUACAGGUGAGACCAGAGAUGUGCCUAGCUCGUGAUCGAGACGGUGCAAACCCACUUCAUGUAGCAGCUAUGAGAGGAAAGGUCAAGAUUGUGAAAGCAUUAACAGUGGCGAGAUCAGAGAUGUGCCUUGCUUGUGAUCGAGACGGUGCAAACCCUCUUCAUGUUGCCGCUAUGAGAGGAAAGGUCGAGGUCUUGGAUGAGUUGUAUCAAGCUAACCCCCAUGCAGCUCGAGCUAGGGUGGACAGAGGAGAAAGAGAGACUAUCUUACACCUAUGCGUCAAAUAUAACCAGCUACAGUUUCUUUCGAUGUUAUUGGAGAAAUACUUUAAAGGUGAGGAGUUUGUCAAUGCCACAGAUAAGGCUGGCAAUACAAUACUACACCUUACAGUUGCGAGUCGAAGAUACAAGAUUAUCGAGUAUGUUCUCAACCACACGGAGAUAGAUGUAAAUGCAACAAAUGCAAGCAAGCAAACAGCGUUGAGCAUUCUACUUCUUGGACAAAAAAAUGGAACAAAACCAGAGGGAGUGGACAAAGACAUUAAAGCCCUGCUUUACUAUCGCAAAAGCGCUAGUAUCCUCGAUCCUAAGGGAAUAGCAGAGAGAAAAAAUGGAAUUAUAGUUGCUUUUGUACUGAUGGCAACCCUACUCUUUCAAGCAGCGGUGGCCCCUCCAGGCGGUGUUUGGCAGGAUGAUAAAGAUGGUCCACAUGGACACAAAAUUGGAGGAGCUGUGAUGGCUUCUAAUUACCCAAAGUUGUACCGGGCUUUCCUCUUUAAUAACAUGUUCGGCUUUUUCACAUCUCUAAUCAUUGUCUUUUUGAUCGCGACUGACUUGCUCUUCAUGUCAGAGACAUUCCCGGGGUUGACGUAUAUUGCUAUUGGCGCAACAAUCUGGUCCAUUGGAGAAACGUAUUGGAUUUCUCUUACCAUAUUCUCACCGGAAAGGAGUCUCACUCGCGUUGCUGUAAUAAAGGUACUAGUUUGGUGGUGCAUCAUUUCAGCGGCUUACCUCCUAUUCCGCGGGAUAGCAAGAUUAAUUGUGCGCUACAAAAAGAGAAGAAAUUAUAGGGCCGUGGAGAUGGUUAACAGACGUCAUACUAAUCAAGCUUAAUUCAGUAAACGGGGCUACUAGUGUUUGAUUUUUCUGUCCGUAUUGUAUGAAUUUUCUUGAACAAUUCAAUAAUCAUGCAUGUUUAACUUAAAAAUAUUGUUGUCUUUAAAUUCAAGGUUUGCAAGUUAUUGUAAUAAAAUUGGAUUGUGAUUUGCGAGUAG
Messenger RNA from Rhododendron vialii, 1751 nucleotides. RefSeq names its product ankyrin repeat-containing protein At2g01680-like. The transcript has 4 exons. Gene Ontology annotation, molecular function: protein phosphatase regulator activity; protein phosphatase 1 binding. The coding region runs from base 16 to 1590 and encodes 524 amino acids. Gene Ontology annotation, cellular component: plasma membrane. The record is from RefSeq and is a predicted model, not a curated record. Lineage: Eukaryota; Viridiplantae; Streptophyta; Magnoliopsida; Ericales; Ericaceae.